UUUCCUGGGAGCCCGGAGGUGAAGCCGCGCCAGCAGCAGCAUCCAUGGCCUGUCUUUCCGGGUAACAACUUGUGUGUCUCCCUUUACCUCGGGCAGCGGACAGAGCCGAGGUCUCGGCAGCGGCCUGGGGGAACACCAAGACGUCUCUGGGACCUGGAAGCGUUUCCUCCUGUGGUUUUCUUUUUUAUUUUUUUUUUCCUCCAGACUCCUUGGAAAUUAAGGAAUGCAAUUCUGCCACCAUGAUGGAAGGAUUGAAAAAACGUACAAGGAAGGCCUUUGGAAUACGGAAGAAAGAAAAGGACACUGAUUCUACAGGCUCACCAGAUCGAGAUGGAAUUCAGGGGAAAAAAAAGACCCAGAAGACUCAGCUUCUCCUCACCUCUUGCUUCUGGCUCAGAGCCCUCUCGUUAACUUUGUCUCAGCAGCCCAGCCCACAUGAACCACCCUACAAUUACAAAGCAGAGUGUGCGCGUGAAGGAGGAAAAAAAGUUUCGAAGAAAAGCAAUGGGGCACCAAAUGGAUUUUAUGCAGAAAUUGAUUGGGAAAGAUAUAACUCACCUGAGCUGGAUGAAGAAGGCUACAGCAUCAGACCCGAGGAACCCGGCUCAACCAAAGGAAAGCACUUUUAUUCUUCGAGUGAAUCAGAAGAGGAAGAAGAAUCACACAAGAAAUUCAACAUCAAGAUUAAACCAUUGCAAUCUAAGGAUGUUCUUAAGAAUGCUGCAACGGUAGAUGAGUUGAAGGCAUCAAUAGGAAACAUUGCACUUUCCCCAUCACCAGUGAGGAAAAGUCCGAGGCGCAGCCCGGGUGCAAUUAAAAGGAACUUAUCCAGUGAAGAAGUGGCAAGACCCAGGCGUUCAACUCCAACUCCAGAACUUAUAAGCAAAAAGCCUCCUGAUGACACUGUGGCCCUUGCUCCCCUCUUCGGCCCACCAUUAGAAUCAGCUUUCGAUGGACAGAAGACAGAAGUUCUUCUAGAUCAGCCUGAGAUCUGGGGUUCAGGCCAAUCAAUUAAUCCAAAUCUGGAGUCGCCAAAGUUAACAAGGCCUUUUCCCUCUGGAACACCUCCACCACUGCCUCCAAAAAACGUACCAGCCACUCCACCUCGAACAGGCUCCCCCAUAACAGCUGCACCAGGAAAUGACCAGUCAGCCACAGAGGCCAAAAUUGAAAAACUACCAUCCAUCAAUGAUUUGGACAGCAUUUUUGGCCCAGUGCUGUCCCCCAAGUCUGUUGCCAUUAACACUGAAGAAAAAUGGGUCCAUUUUUCUGAUACGUCCCCGGAACACGUUACUCCAGAGUUGACUCCAAGGGAAACAGUGGUAUCUCCAACAGCUGCAUCAGACAACCCAGCUGACUCCCCAGCUUCAGGCCCUCCUGGCCCCCCGGGCCCCUCAGAUUCCCAGGGACCUCCUGGUCCUACACGCAAUGUACCAUCUCCGCUCAAUUUAGAAGAAGUCCAGAAGAAAGUUGCUGAGCAGACCUUCAUUAAAGAUGAUUACUUAGAAACAAUCUCAUCUCCUAAAGAUUUUGGGUUGGGACAGAGAGCAACUCCACCUCCCCCACCACCACCCACCUACAGGACUGUGGUUUCGUCCCCCGGACCUGGCUCGGGCAGUGGUACGGGGACCACCAGUGGUACAUCAUCUCCUGCUCGACCAGCCACUCCCUUGGUUCCCUGCAGCAGUACCACUCCACCUCCACCUCCUCCUCGACCUCCAUCCCGGCCAAAACUACCUCCAGGAAAGCCUGGAGUCGGAGAUGUGUCCAGACCCUUUAGCCCACCCAUACAUUCUUCCAGCCCUCCUCCGAUAGCACCCUUAGCCCGGGCUGAAAGCACUUCUUCAAUAUCGUCAACCAAUUCCCUGAGUGCAGCCACCACUCCCACAGUUGAGAAUGAACAGCCUUCCCUCGUUUGGUUUGACAGAGGAAAGUUUUAUUUGACUUUUGAAGGUUCCUCCAGGGGACCCAGCCCCCUAACCAUGGGAGCCCAGGACACGCUUCCUGUUGCAGCAGCAUUCACAGAAACAGUCAAUGCCUACUUCAAAGGAGCGGAUCCCAGCAAGUGUAUCGUUAAGAUUACCGGAGAAAUGGUGUUAUCCUUUCCUGCCGGCAUCACCAGGCACUUUGCCAACAACCCAUCCCCAGCCGCUCUGACGUUUCGGGUGGUAAAUUUCAGCAGGUUAGAACAUGUCCUGCCAAAUCCCCAACUUCUCUGCUGCGACAAUACACAAAAUGAUGCCAAUACCAAGGAAUUCUGGGUAAAUAUGCCAAAUUUGAUGACUCACCUAAAGAAAGUGUCUGAACAAAAACCCCAGGCUACAUAUUACAAUGUGGACAUGCUCAAAUACCAGGUGUCUGCCCAAGGCAUUCAGUCCACGCCUCUGAACCUGGCAGUGAACUGGCGGUGUGAGCCUGCAAGCACUGACCUGCGCAUAGAUUACAAGUACAACACCGAUGCAAUGACCACCGCUGUGGCCCUCAACAACGUGCAGUUCCUGGUCCCCAUAGAUGGAGGAGUGACCAAGCUCCAGGCUGUGCUCCCCCCAGCGGUCUGGAAUGCUGAACAACAAAGAAUAUUGUGGAAGAUUCCUGAUAUAUCUCAAAAGUCAGAAAAUGGAGGUGUGGGUUCAUUAUUGGCAAGAUUUCAGUUAUCUGAAGGCCCAAGCAAACCUUCCCCAUUGGUUGUACAGUUCACAAGUGAAGGAAGCACUCUUUCUGGCUGUGACAUUGAACUUGUCGGAGCGGGAUAUCGGUUUUCACUCAUCAAGAAGAGGUUUGCUGCAGGAAAAUAUUUGGCAGAUAACUGAUAAAAUCUUAUGCAAGGACUUGGAAAAUUCCUUUGUGGAGAACUGUUAUAUAAGAAACAGGUUUUCAUUCUGGUUGAUAAAAAAGAAACCAGUGUCUGCACUCUGGAUAUAUCAGCUGAAAGGUUGUGGCCUUUCAGAGAUAAUUUCCCUCACCCAGUACCAUGACGACCAGUCCUACAGUAUUUACUUCUAGCUGUAAUAUUGUUAAUGGUUUUAAAAUGGAAUUAUUGUAUUUGUAAAUUGUAUUCUCAUUCCAGUAAGGCAGUUAGACACUUGAGUUCUAGCAUUUUAUCAUACCUGAAACGGAUGUAAUUUAAACUGUGGUAUGUAAAUUUACUAGUAGUCCUGUUGAAUGGCACAGUGCUUACAGAGCUAGAUCGCAUUUUGUCAAUAUAUAAAAUUUAAAUAUAAUACUGGUUGCUGUCACAAAGGGGGUGCCACAUAGAAGAAACUUAAAGGGAACCAGAAGAAAAAAAGAACAUCUUUACUUUUCUUCAGUUCUUAGUAUGUUUUACGCUAGUGCUAAACAAAUAUUCUAUCUUUGGAUGUUUAGUGGGUUAAAUUCAGAAACUAUUUAAAAAAAUUCUAAGGUUACAGCAUAUUCAAAGAAAACCAUUACUUACCACUUUUUAAAAAGCUUUUUUUUCAAACUGCAAAUUUCAUAAAAAUGCAAACUGUGUAAACAGGGCCUCUUAUUUUUAUAACUUGUGUAAAAAGGGAAAGCAAUUCAUAUUUAAAGUUUAAGUAUAUUAAAUUAUAAUCAAGAGAGAAGAUGUUGAAAUCUUAACUAGUUUCCCCUUUCUCUACAGUUUAACAAAUGUGAAGGUUGCUGAAAAUUGUCAGGCUAAAACCAAACCUGUGGUUUAAGGUCUUAAGAUAUUCCGUAGUUGAAAUCGUUAAUAACUUUUGCACAAUUCCUCUGAACAGAUGGUCUGUCUGUCUCACACAGCACAGAUGAAUGAUACCUUGUGACUUCCUCUUAACCCCUAGGAACCAAAAUAUUGAGGAAAAGAAA
Molecule: messenger RNA, 3825 nt
Organism: Dipodomys ordii (Ord's kangaroo rat)
Lineage: Eukaryota; Metazoa; Chordata; Mammalia; Rodentia; Heteromyidae
Gene: Sgip1
Product: SH3-domain GRB2-like (endophilin) interacting protein 1
Exons: 26
Coding region: 240-2810 (856 amino acids)
Biological process (GO): clathrin coat assembly; synaptic vesicle endocytosis; clathrin-dependent endocytosis
Cellular component (GO): cytoplasm; clathrin-coated pit; clathrin-coated vesicle
Source: RefSeq, a predicted model, not a curated record